UACAUGAAGAGGAACAGCAGCCUGAAUCCUUUAUACUUUCAGUUCACUCUGUUUGCAGACUAUGGGUCACUCAGAUAUCUGUUCUUUAUUCUGUGUCUGUUGAUCUACAUGACUAUAAUCUCUGCUAACGCUGUCAUUAUUGUGACAGUCAUCCUGGAGAAGUCUCUGCAUCAGCCCAUGUUUAUUUUCAUCUGCAGUCUGUCUUUGAACUCUCUGUACGGCUCGUCCGGCUUCUUCCCCAGGUUUCUGUCUGACCUUCUGUCUGACAAUCAUUUGACCACACGUCCCUCAUGUUUCAUUCAGAUGUACAUCAUUUACACCUAUGCAUCAUGUGAGCUGACUAUUCUGAGCAUCAUGGCCUACGAUAGACUUGUUGCUAUUUGCCAGCCUUUACAUUAUCACAGUAAAAUGACAGUUAAGAAGGUGACACAUCUUCUAAUGUGCGCCGUGCUCUACCCUGCUGUUGCUUGUGGCUUCUGUCUGUCCCUUACUGUUCGAUUACCGUUAUGUGGAAAUAAACUGCACAGGGUUUUCUGUUCUAACUGGCCUGUGGUUCAGCUCUCCUGUGUGGACACAACUAUGAACAAUGUGGCAGGUCAGUUUGUCACUGUGACAUCGAUCUUCAUCCCCAUGUUCUUUGUCCUGUACAGCUAUCUGCGUAUUCUGCUUGUUUGCAGGAGAAGCUCGUCUGAAGUCAGAGGAAAGGCGUUACAAACCUGCCUGCCUCACAUUGUGACAUUUAUGACCUUUACUUUCUCUCUCUUCUGUGAGCUUUCAUUGACUCGCUUUGAGGCAGAUAAAAUGAAUCCGAUCAUGACAAUUGUUUUAUCUUUGGAGUAUCUGAUCAUUCCCCCUAUCAAUAACCCUCUAGUUUACGGCCUGAAUCUGCCUCAGAUUAGAGGCGUUGUUUUUAGAUUUUUGAGGAAGGGUCCUACUGCCAAAAUUUAG
Centropristis striata (black sea bass) is the source of this 948-nucleotide messenger RNA. RefSeq names its product olfactory receptor 4E2-like. Gene Ontology annotation, biological process: G protein-coupled receptor signaling pathway. Gene Ontology annotation, molecular function: G protein-coupled receptor activity; olfactory receptor activity. The record is from RefSeq and is a predicted model, not a curated record. NCBI's taxonomy places the organism in Eukaryota, Metazoa, Chordata, Actinopteri, Perciformes, Serranidae. The transcript has a single exon. The coding region runs from base 4 to 948 and encodes 314 amino acids. Gene Ontology annotation, cellular component: membrane.